CUGCGCGCCUCCGCUCACCUCGACGUGCACGCUGCCGACAUCCAAACGCGACCGUUAGCUGGGGCCGGGCGAAUCCUGUGGUACCAAAGAGGAAAAAAAAUCUGACCGACCGUGCUGGGUGAUGUGAGAGAAGUCACAAUACCACAUCAAAACCAAGGUUUUCUAUUGCAUGCUUGGACUAGUCAAGUGGAUAUGAGAUUGCGUAUUUGGUAGAGGGUGAUGGCCACGUUUGAUUAGUAAGUAAGAUCUGGACCAGUGAAUGAAUACUCGUGGAGCCUUGUCAACAGUUGUUUGACAGCAAUAUCUUCGGUUAACCUCCCUCUGCGUGGCACUCUUCUCGCCACUUUUGAGUCUCUGAAGGAAGAACACCACUGAGGGAUCCAACCGCUUCCCAGCCAGACUCCCCCAGCACAUCACCUCACCCUUACCUCCCCCAGGAGGGAGAGAACAGCAGCCACCAUGGUGCUGUCACAGAGACAAAGAGAUGAACUAAACCGGGCUAUAGCUGACUAUCUCCGUUCCAAUGGAUACGAGGAGGCAUAUUCCACCUUUAAGAAAGAGGCCGAGAUAGAUAUGAAUGAAGAGGUAGAUAAAAAGUAUGCAGGGCUUUUGGAAAAGAAAUGGACUUCAGUCAUCAGAUUACAGAAGAAGGUGAUGGAGUUGGAGUCCAAGUUGAAUGAGGCCAAGGAGGAGAUGACACAUGGAGGACCUGUGGGUCAAAAGAGAGACCCCAAGGAGUGGAUCCCCCGUCCCCCAGAGAGAUACGCCCUGAGCGGUCACCGCGCUCCGGUCACGCGUGUCAUAUUCCACCCCGUCUUCUCUGUCAUGGUCACAGCCUCCGAGGAUGCUACCAUCAAGGUGUGGGACUAUGAAGCAGGGGACUUUGAGCGAACCCUAAAGGGCCACACAGACUCUGUGCAGGACAUCUCCUUUGAUCAGACGGGAAAGCUGCUGGCUUCAUGUUCAGCUGACAUGAGCAUCAAACUUUGGGACUUUCAGGGGUUUGAGUGUAUCAGAACAAUGCAUGGCCACGAUCACAAUGUGUCGUCUGUAGCCAUCAUGCCAAAUGGUGACCACAUAGUGUCUGCCUCCAGAGACAAGACCAUCAAGAUGUGGGAGGUUGCUACUGGGUACUGUGUGAAAACAUUUACAGGCCACAGGGAGUGGGUGAGGAUGGUGCGUCCCAACCAGGACGGCUCGUUGAUCGCCAGCUGCUCUAACGACCAGACGGUGCGGGUCUGGGUAGUCUCCUCAAAGGAGUGCAAAGCUGAGUUGCGGGAGCAUGAACAUGUGGUAGAGUGUAUCGCCUGGGCCCCUGACAGUGCUCACCCCACCAUCCUGGAGGCCACAGGCUCAGAGAGCAAGAAGAGUGGAAAACCUGGUCCCUUCCUCCUCUCCGGAUCCAGAGAUAAAACAAUUAAGAUGUGGGACGUCAGCAUUGGUAUCUGCCUUAUGACUCUGGUGGGACAUGACAACUGGGUGCGCGGAGUAUUGGUUCAUCCAGGAGGAAGAUUCAUAGUGAGCUGUGCUGAUGACAAAACCAUUAGGAUCUGGGACUACAAGAACAAACGUUGCAUGAAGACCAUGUGUGCCCAUGAACACUUUGUUACCUCUCUGGAUUUCCACAAGACUGCUCCCUACGUGGUGACAGGCAGUGUCGAUCAGACAGUCAAAGUCUGGGAGUGCCGCUAAGACUGUCUCCACCACGUGUGUCCCCCCCCCCGUCCAAAAACAGUCCAAAUGCCCAAUCCUAUCCUGCGCCCCAGCCCAACUCUUCUGUCCUGACACCCAGCCCCUCACCUCUCGCACUCCAAACCAUAGUUGACCCUGGCGCUUUACCUACUCCCAGUCCACUUACCUCUCCUUCCCUCCUCCCCUACAUCGGUCUAGCCCUAUUAAGAUGACUAUUGUCCUUUUUAUGUAAAUUAUUCUGGAUGUAGGGUACGCUUAAUAAAUGUCACGCAAUCUCUGACACAUAAACAAAAACACAUAAACACUCAAAAGAUAAGAAGUAUUCCUUGCAUGGUGAAUCAAACAAAACAUUGUAUACUGUUAAAUUUGCAGAAUUUGCAUACUGUUGACAUUACUUCCUGUCAGAUCAAAGGGUGAAUAUUUUUGUGUGCUGGCACAGGUGGAUUCCAGUUAACUGACAGUGCACGAAAACCAAUGGCAACCCUUGUUGAUGGGGUUUAGGGUUUUGUUUUGUUUUACUCCAUGCUUCCAUUUCUGUGGUCUGUCACUGUGUUGAUGGUGAUGAAGAAGGUGUGUGGAAGGUAAGCAUAAAAGAAAGAAAAUGUGUGGAAGCUGUCCAGGAGAUGAUAGCAAGUGGAAGAAAUUAUUAAGCAGAAUGCAGCUCCCUAUUUGAAUCACAUGAGCUUCUGUGGUCGAGUGCAUAUGUGUGUAUACAGUACGUUGUGUGUGUGUUUGUAUAUUAUGACAGGAGAAUCUCUCCACUGUCUCUGCUCUGAUGGUCAGAGGAGAGAGAGGAGGCAAAGCUUCUCAUCCACUGUGUUCAUUUAUACUACUACAUCUCUUUUAACAAACCUGCUUUCUUGUAGAAACUCACAGGACCUUAAUGAUCCCUAAGCUGCUGAGAGCACAGGCACAUGCCCCAUAGCAAAAGUGUGUUCUACAGAGGAAAAAUUCUGCUCACCUUUUGAUGAGGUUUGUGUGUGCUUGUACGUCACCCCAGAGAAUCGCCUAGUGCCCUAUUGCUCGCUAUCUCUGCCUUGUUAACCCAUUGAGGGCUCCCUCGCACGGGAUUUUCAUUCUGCUUUCUGUGGUCUCACUGCUUUACACACACAUACACUCACAAAUGCACAUACACGCACAGUAAAAGUUGUGUAUCAAUAUAUCUGGAUGUUAUUGUUUGCAACAUAAUGAAAUAAAAUUCUGUAAAUAUAAGUUA
Molecule: messenger RNA, 2908 nt
Organism: Etheostoma cragini (Arkansas darter)
Lineage: Eukaryota; Metazoa; Chordata; Actinopteri; Perciformes; Percidae
Product: lissencephaly-1 homolog B
Exons: 11
Coding region: 460-1692 (410 amino acids)
Molecular function (GO): protein binding
Source: RefSeq, a predicted model, not a curated record